GCAAGUUCCUGGGUGGAAGGAGGGAGGGAAUGUUUCAGAGUGGGGCGUCUGGUACUGGUUUUUAAAGGAUGAACAGUAGCUCUCUGGUCCAACUUGCCCGCCUAGGGCUGGAGAGCAGACCCACUCAAUAGCUCUCCAUCACUGACGUUCGCCUCACUCCCCAGAAUACACAAUGUUGAUGGUGCUUGUCCCUUGUCGGGGUAGAAGCUGCUCUCUGGAAGUGGGGUGGAUCCGGACCCUCUUGGGACUCAGUCUUCCCACCUGAUCAAUGGGAAACGUCCCCAGGCUGGGAGGCCAGGGAGAUCCAGGAUCCUGAGAUCGGUGGGGGUGUGAGCCAAUUCUGAGGCCCAAACUCCCUCCCUGGUGGUUUCCUCAUCUGUAGGAUGGGAAAUGACUGGCUGGCAAGUACCCAGCCCUGCCAGGCACAGUCCGCCGCUCCCUAGUGGGCCGCCAGUCAUCUGCAAGCCAGGCGGCCGGCUGCUGCUCACUGGCGGGCAGCUGGGCUGGGCACGCAGGCGGCGGCGGCCGGGAGGGCGCGCCGCCGGCAGGAGCAGGAACCCUCCAGUGCAGUGGCAUCGCGGCUCCACCCUCCACUGGCAACUUUGCGAUGGAGUUUGUGCGGGCGCUGUGGCUCGGCCUGGCGCUGGGGCUGGCGCCCGGGUCCGCCCGCGGCCACCCGCAGCCGUGUGGUGUUCUGGCCCGCCUGGGGAGCUCUGUGCGCCUGGGCGCCCUCCUGCCUCGUGCAUCCGUUGCCCGCGCCCGCGCCCGCACCGCGCUGGCCCGGGCUGCCCUGGAGCCGCCUCUGCCGCACAACCUCAGCCUGGAGCUUGUGGCCGCCGCGCCCCCUGCCCGCGACCCUGCCUCGAUGGCCCGUGUCCUGUGCCAGAAGCUGGCCUCGCCGGGCGUGGCAGCCUGGCUGGCCUUCCCCGAGUCGCGACCGGAGCUGCUGCAGCUGCACUUCCUGGCCGCUGCCACGGAGACCCCGGUGCUCAGCGUGCUGCGGCGGGAGGCGCGCGCGCCCCUCGGCGCCCCGACCCCGUUCCACCUGCAGCUGGACUGGGCCAGCCCCCUGGAGACGCUGCUGGACGUGCUGGUGUCCCUGCUGCAGGCGCACGGCUGGGAGGACGUCGGCCUGGUGCUCUGCCGUGUCCGGGAUCCCGCUGGCCUGGUGGCCCUCUGGACAAGCCGGGCUGGCUGGGCACCGAGGAUCCUGCUGGACCUGAGUCGGCCGGACGUGGGGGAUGUGGGGCUGCGCACACGCCUGGCCCCACUGGGGACACCAGGGGGAGGUGAGUCCCCAGUCCCCGUGGCCGUCCUCCUCGGCUGUGACACCACUCACGCUCCACAGGUGCUGCAGGCUGCCCCUCCUGGGCCGCGCUGGCUGCUGGGCACCCCACUGCCUGCCGAGGCCCUGCCCACGGCUGGCCUGCCACCUGGGCUGCUGGCCCUGGGCGAGGUGGCCCGACCCUCACUGGAGGCCACUAUCCACGACGCCGUGGAGCUGGUAGCCCGGGCACUGGGUAGUGCAGCCCGUGUGCAGCCAGAGCGGGCACACCUCCUGGCCAUGGCGAACUGCGAGGACCGGGAGCCAGCAGGACCAGAGUCCCCCGGGCGCUUCUUGGCUCAGUUCCUGGCCAACACGUCCUUCCAGGGCCGCACGGGGCCCGUGUGGGUGACCAGCACCUCGCAGGUGCACCUCUCUCGCAGCUUCAAGGUGUGGAGCCUUCUCCGGGACCCACUGGGCGCCCCAGCCUGGGCCACGGUGGGCAGCUGGCGGGACGGGCAGCUGGAUUUGGAGCCAGGGGGCACUGCUUCCCAGCUCCCACCCCCAACAGGUGCCAGGGCCCGACCCAAAUUGCGUGUGGUGACACUGGUGGAGCACCCGUUUGUGUUUGCCCGUGAGCCGGACGAGGACGGGCAGUGCCCGGCAGGGCAGCUGUGCCUGGACCCUGGCACCAAUGACUCGGCUAUGCUGGACGCUCUGUUUGCAGCGCUAGCCAAUGGCUCAGUGCCCCACACCCUGCGCAAAUGCUGCUACGGCUACUGCAUUGACCUCCUGGAGCGGCUGGCUGAGGACGCGCCCUUCGACUUUGAGCUGUACAUCGUGGGCGAUGGCAAAUACGGCGCCCUGCGGGAGGGCCGCUGGACCGGCCUGGUGGGUGACCUGCUGGCUGGCAGGGCCCACAUGGCGGUCACCAGCUUCAGCAUCAACUCGGCACGCUCGCAGGUCAUGGACUUCACCAGCCCUUUCUUCUCUACCAGCCUGGGCAUCCUGGUGCGGGCGCGGGACACGGCCUCACCCAUCGGUGCCUUCAUGUGGCCGCUGCACUGGUCCAUGUGGCUGGGGGUCUUCGCGGCUCUGCACCUCACGGCGCUCUUCCUCACCCUGUACGAGUGGCGCAGCCCCUACGGGCUCACGCCCCGCGGGCGCAACCGGGGCACGGUGUUCUCCUACUCCUCCGCCCUCAACCUGUGCUAUGCCAUCCUUUUCGGACGCACUGUCUCCAGCAAGACCCCCAAGUGCCCCACGGGGCGCUUCCUCAUGAACCUCUGGGCCAUCUUCUGCCUGCUGGUGCUGUCCAGCUACACGGCCAACCUGGCCGCGGUCAUGGUCGGAGACAAGACCUUCGAGGAGCUGUCAGGGAUUCACGACCCCAAGCUGCACCACCCGUCGCAGGGCUUCCGCUUCGGCACCGUGCGGGAGAGCAGCGCUGAGGCCUACAUCAAGGCCAGCUUCCCCGAGAUGCACGCGCACAUGCGGCGCCACAGCGCGCCCACCACGCCCGACGGCGUCGCCAUGCUCACGAGCGACCCCCCCAAGCUCAACGCCUUCAUCAUGGACAAGUCGCUCCUGGACUAUGAGGUCUCCAUCGACGCCGACUGCAAAUUGCUGACCGUGGGCAAGCCUUUCGCCAUCGAGGGCUACGGCAUCGGCCUGCCCCAGAACUCCCCGCUCACCUCCAACCUGUCCGAGUUCAUCAGCCGCUACAAGUCCUCGGGGUUCAUCGACCUGCUCCACGACAAGUGGUACAAGAUGGUGCCUUGCGGGAAGCGGGUUUUCGCGGUUACUGAGACCCUCCAGAUGGGCAUCUACCACUUCUCGGGUCUCUUCGUGCUGCUCUGCCUGGGCCUGGGCAGCGCCCUGCUCAGCUCGCUGUGCGAGCACGUCUUCUUCCGCCUGGUGCUGCCGCGCAUCCGCAGGGGCAGCAGGCUGCAGUACUGGCUGCACACCAGCCAGAAAAUUCACCGGGCUCUCAACACAGACCGGCCGGAAGGGCAGAGGGAGAGGCUGGAGCCAGAGCCCAGUGGCUCGGAGCAGCAGCAGGAGCAGCAGGACACCUCAGCUUACCCCGAGGGUCCAGGGCGCUGGAAACGAGUGCGCCGGGCUGUGGGCAAGGAGCGUAGGGUGCGCUUCCUGCUGGAGCCAGGGAUGGCAGGCGCCCAGGGAGGGGCGGAGGCGGAGCCUGGGACCCCUGAAAGCCCAGUCUGGAUUUGUUCCAACGGGCCACCGCCCACUGCCGCGCCAGCGACCUCACCGAGUGGCGAGCUGGAAGAGCUGGAGCGGCACAUAGAGGCCGUCCGCGAAAGGCUCCGAAGAGCUCUGAUGCAGCGUGGGGAGCUCCUAGUUCGACUUGGGGACGGCGCUCGCCACCGGCCACUGCGCCUGCUCCAAGCCCAAGCCGCACCUGAGGACGCCCCGUGAUCCAAUGCUGGAUAAGAUCCAGCUGCAGACCCCUCCCCCGCGCACAUGCGAGUGCAGACCAUACCCUGUUCACGGAGUUUAUUCUAUAUACAAACACAAUUUUGUACACUGCAAUUAAAUAGAAUGGAAUGAG
This is a messenger RNA of Ictidomys tridecemlineatus (thirteen-lined ground squirrel), 3836 nucleotides long. RefSeq names its product glutamate ionotropic receptor NMDA type subunit 3B (gene Grin3b). The record is from RefSeq and is a predicted model, not a curated record. NCBI's taxonomy places the organism in Eukaryota, Metazoa, Chordata, Mammalia, Rodentia, Sciuridae. Gene Ontology annotation, biological process: monoatomic ion transport. Gene Ontology annotation, molecular function: ligand-gated monoatomic ion channel activity; signaling receptor activity. Gene Ontology annotation, cellular component: membrane.